This is a messenger RNA of Trematosphaeria pertusa, 1605 nucleotides long. RefSeq lists its product as uncharacterized. The transcript has a single exon. The record is from RefSeq and is a predicted model, not a curated record. The coding region runs from base 1 to 1605 and encodes 534 amino acids. NCBI's taxonomy places the organism in Eukaryota, Fungi, Ascomycota, Dothideomycetes, Pleosporales, Trematosphaeriaceae.
AUGCCGCGCCUCCAGCUUCCUAGCAGCUUUGGAGGCUCACGCACUGCACGCAUUGUAGCCCUCGCUGCCGUUGGCACCGUCUCGACCUACGCUCUCGUCAAGAUUGCGAAGCAUCUCAGCCGCUCCAAUAGCCCUCUCGCAUCCAGCCUCAAGUUCGGCCUCCGCCGCCCCCACUAUACGCUCGACUCCAAAGACCGCCUCUACCUCGCCGACGUCGCUAAUGGCAAGGACCGUCGAUCCCGCGCACCUCGACAACAGAAGUCGCUGCCUUGGUAUGGCCAAGGCAUGGAUGCGGAGUACGACAUUGAUCUCUGGGGUGUUAAAGAGCACGGUGUAGCGGUGACGACAUACCUGAAUGCGCUGUUUUAUCUCGCGAUCCCGCGAUCAAUGGGCGCCCCUGGCCAGCUAUCCUUCGAUACAGCGCCGACUGCCGCUGUCGACAGCAAUAUCCCCGACAAGACCGUAUACUCUUUGGCCGCAUUGAAGCGGCUCGCCAUCCGCCACCUACAGCACCGUACUCCACGCACCCAUCAACUUCUGCUCGGGUGGUACAUCGAGGAGCCUCCCACUUUCGAUUGGCAGAAGCUUAACUUCGUAAUCGACCUCCACAUCGGCAUGAAGUUCAACAUCGUUCCCCGCGGGUUCCUCGACGCCGUUAUCUACAACCUUAGGGACAUCGCACCCCGCGAGCCCCACGAAGAAACUCCGUGGUAUUCUCGCUACUACCUCCCGCGCGACCUUGGCAUAACUCCAUGCAGCGAUAGCGCACUGAAGGAGUUAGAAGCAGAAUAUGGACCCCUGCCUACGCAGAUCGACUGGCAUCCUGUGCCCAUCCCUGGCCUUGCUGCUCGUAGCUCGGAGAACAAGCUCACCAUGGCGGCCUACGGUCGCGGGCAGGCAUCUAUGGCCGCUCUGGUACGUGAGCGCGUUGAGAAAGGAGAAUCGUAUCAUUCGGACGGCUUUGUCGAUAUCGAAGAAGGCGACGAUUACUUUUCGUAUCAUAUCUUCCAGGCCACCGUCUGUGAGAAAUUGCGGAAAGAAGUGGAAGCGUUCGAGCAGAAGCAACUGCAACUACAACUACAGCAGCAAUCCCGGGCUGAGCAACAACCCAGCAACUCCUCAUCUUCCAAAUCAAGUCAGAACCGCUCGCGCCCGUCCUCCAAACCGUCCUCAGGCUCAUCCCAGAGCGAACAAGAGCCCCCAACAACCGCCUUCGACAAGCAAGAACCUCACCGGGCCACCGCCCAGGAGUUCCACGCCGCCAAAGCACUCUACCACGCCCACGCGAAUCCCAACCAUCCCCCACGUCCACCUCCGGGCUUCACUCCCUCGCAGCCACACAAUCAUGUUAGCACUGCGCCCUCCACACCUCCAGGCUUCCCCAGCCGCGCGCGAGGCGCAAACAAGAUCCUAUUCGUCCCUGGCCUCUACCUGCACGAGGAUCUGGAAGAGGACUUGAAGAAGGGUAGCAAGGCACGACCGCUGACGCUGCAGCGGUAUAGGCUGCUAGACCGGGGUGGAUACUUCCAGAAAGCGACGAAACCAUCGCUCGAAACGCGAAUUCGGAGACGACUUCAGGCUCGGGUAGUUACCUACCGGCGCUAG